Messenger RNA from Sardina pilchardus (European sardine), 3307 nucleotides. It is a transcript of the gene tmem204, whose product is annotated as transmembrane protein 204. The coding region runs from base 1179 to 1832 and encodes 217 amino acids. The transcript has 3 exons. Lineage: Eukaryota; Metazoa; Chordata; Actinopteri; Clupeiformes; Clupeidae. The record is from RefSeq and is a predicted model, not a curated record.
GAGAGAGAGAGACGGGGGGCAAACGAGGAGUGUGGGAGAAAGGGACAAAAAAGGAGAGAAGAAAGAGUGUGGGGGGGAAGGAGGAGGGGCUGUGCUCUGCCGUCCUCUACCCCUUUUCCUCAGGAAACGCAUCCUGUUGCUGUUAGACUGCAGGAGCACCACGCUUGUCACAGAGAGAGAAAGAGAGAGAGAGAGAGAGCAAGAGAGAGCAAGAGAGAGCAAGAGAGCAAGAGAGAGAGAGAGAGAGAGAGAUAGCAAUGGGAGGGAGGGAGAAAGAGAGCGAGGGAGGGAGAGCGAGCGAGCAGAGGGACUAAGCGCUCACACUCUCCCCCACUGUGGCAGCGUUCACCUUCAGACCUCUAGAUCUCGCUCCUCAGCCACUCACACUCUGCACGGGCACGACCCACACGAGACGCUCUCAACGCAGCUCAGUCUCAAACUCUUAUCAUCUUAUCGCGGACCGCACAGACAAGCUCUCCACACAACUCUCCACACAACUCCAGCCUGGCUCCAUGCAUGCCUGUGCAGUGGAGGGAGAAGACUUAAGGAUCACAGCCAGACUGCAAGAGCAAGAACCAGCUCCAACCACUUUGUUUUCCCUGCUGAGAGAGGGAAGAGAGAGAGAGAGGGGAAAAAAACAGAAAGACAAAAGUGGGGAUCCCGCCUCCCCUGUCCCAGCUGCAAAGUCCGAGGAGCAGAAUCGGAGAGGAGGGUAAGAAAAGGACAGCGUGAGAGUCAGGAGAGAAAACACCAAGACAGACACCCACUGGGCUGAUGAACUAGAAGAACCUCAAAGAACAGAGACCCUUCAAAGAAAAAAAAGAGAACCGAGAGAGAGAGAGCGAUCCAGUGAGAGUCGGGGACAGACCAGGAGAAAGAGGAACAGUGUCAUGGCCCAGGUGCUCGACAGGAGGCCCCCUCAAGUGCGUUCAUCAGAGGAAGAAGGAUAAAGACCCCCUGGCGGCGUACGCAACCCCCCCUCAUCCCCCACCCCAACGGACAAGGAUGAACGGAGAUGUUCUCUAGCUAACACCACUGGGCUGAAUCAUCCCAUCACCUGAACACUUCGUAUCUGUGUGUGUGUGAGUGUGUGUGGCGUGCCUGUGUGCACGGGCCUGUGAGCAAGCGAGCGGGGGGUGGGGGCCGAGCGUGAGAGAGGAGAGCGGAGGGAGGGCUGCAUGGCGGUGCAGCGGCUGGUGCUGGCUGCGGUGGCGGUGGCCCUGUUCUCGCUGGUGCUCAACAACACGGCGGCCUGGAGCCCCAGCUGGGUGCUGCAGUCGCUGGACGGCGGGCGCCGCCGCAGCGUGGGCCUCUGGAGGAUGUGCCAGCUGGACGAGGAGCCCGAGGCGGCGGGCACCCGCGGACUCUGCCAGGGCCUCAGCUGGGGCGCGGAUUACGCCGGACGCCACGAGUCACGCAGCACGGUGAAACUGCAGUUUGACAUGAUGCGUGCCUGCAAUCUCCUGGCAACGGUUGCCCUGACGGCGGGUCAGCUGAUCUACCUGCUGGGGCUGCUGGAGCUGAAGUUCAUUACUCAGGACUCCCAGUGGUGGGAGGAGGCCAUCGCUGCACUGUUCCAGCUAGCCAGUUUUGUGCUGGUGAUAGGUCUGGUGACGUUCUACCGCAUCGGCCCUCACACGGAGCUGUCCUACUCCUGCUACAUCAACAUCGCCGCCUGCCUGCUGGCCACCCUGGCCGCCGCCGUGCUCAUCUGGGACAUUCUGCAUCGCCGCGACGACUGCCUGAGCCCGCGCGUCAUCGUCAUUAGCCGCUCCCUGGCCACCAACUUCAGGCCACGGCUGGACAACGACUAUGUGGAGUCGCCGUGCUGACACAAACACACACUAUCAGUUAUGGACACACAGAGCUGAGGGAACGGACUACUGAACUUUCCAGAAAACCUCCAGAACUCUGAGGGUGAAAAUGAAGAGCUGGGAUGAACAGGGAACAUUAAAGCCCACUGCACGCAUGAAUACACACACACACACACACACACACAAACACACGACAGACUAAAAUGGGUUGGAACCUUAAUGGACACUGAGAGGAUGGUUGAAUAUCAAGCUGGAUCUUGACAUAUUUCAUUUUCUGGGCACUUAUAAAAGAAUAGCCAAAAUAUAUGUUAAUAUCUAAUUGUACACAUGUUUAUACCUGUAGAUAUUAUAGAACUGAGUUAGAUUUAUAAUGUCAGAAGGAGCUAGCUAUUCCACACAUAUAAUCAAGGCACAUAUCCCUAUUGUGGAUUCUUUGGUACCUAAUGCUGAUUCUCUAUCUUUUAGACACCUAGCUACAUGCAGGGCACUAUGACCGGGGGGGGGCAAAUGACAGAACCAAAGAGGGUUUUAUAAAUGCCAUCACCAUCACUACGGCUGAUACCCCAAUGCCCACACAGCAGCAAUUAAACAUCUCAUUUAUUUGCACUUAGACAAACAUGCGCUAUUCUAAUGUAGAUAUGUAUACAAUGCCCCUCAAUUAGCAUUUGAGGUAAAUAUGGACUUAGUAGGCUAACAGCGUCUGUAUCACAAGCUGUAUGUAGGUUCAGUGUAUUAAAAGGUGAACAAACUAAAAGAUCUAGAGGUCAGUAUUUACUUCUACAUAGCAGAAUAGGGAAUGGACACUAUAAAGAUGUAAUAAUCAAUUCAAAAGGUUCCAUUACAACUGAUUAACUAUCUUGCUUAUUGCUACAUAGUAUUUGGCAAGUGUUGCUCUGCAGUGAACACUGUUAUAAUGAAAUCCAUAAAUAAAAAGCAGUAAAAAGUUGAAUUUCAUGACGAGUAAAAAAUAAUGCCUCAACUGGCACAACCAACCAAGUAAUUCAGCUAAACAUGAAUGGGGACUGUUUUCAACAAAAUUAACCAGACAAAUAAAAAAGUCUACCUCCAAGUUUCUAAACAUUUACUGCUACACAUUCCUUGCUCAUACUACACUCAUACCUAGGGACACAUAGACAAGGAUUAGGGCCGGCCUUUGGCAUGUUGGAAAAAUGUUAAGGGGAAAAAAGUAAAAAAAGAAAAAGAAAAAAAAGAGCUGGACAUAUACAAGAGUCACACGUGUUCUGCCUUUGCAGACACAAAGGAGGGGAUUUUACACAAAUCACAAAUCACUUUAUGACAGAUCUGAUCCCAUCUAUGUUGAAUGUCUGCUCGCUUGAGGUACAUGUACUUAAAUUAAUUUAAUAUAGUACUGUUUAAGUAUGCUAUUCUGUUAUUCUGUUAUUCAACACCUUCUUAACAUCUUAUGGACUUUCCAAGGAGGGAAGGGAAAUAAUAAUUAUGGAGGCAAAUACAAUAAAACAUAAGAAGACUAA